AUGGUAGUGUUGAAGAGAAAGAGGGACUUUGCCGAUCAAACUGAGCCAAGUGCUCCAGUCAUAACGAGACCUAAAGCGGGGACGAAAGCUUUCGCUUCUGGAAAAGCUGUCAAGGAUGCUCUGGAUACAGCUUCACCACAAGCCUUCGUGUCAUUCAGGCAGCAGAUCGUCACUCCUCACUCUUCCCUUCCUCUCGCUAUCAACCACCCUACAGUAGUCAUUCUCCAGCAUUACCUUGAUACCUCUCCAACUUGCGAGGAGAUCUUUCGAGCAUGGCAGAUAGGGGAUCAGACCAAAACCGAAAUCCAAGCUCAAGCCGCUGUCGAGCUUUUAUCAGAAAUCAUCAGCAUCUUGACCCCCAUACCAUUCUUUCGAAGUUCAGUGGUAGGCUUGAUCAACAAGCUGGUUUCGAAUACCGAGCCAUACAGUGAAUAUCUCAACCGUCUAUGUCAAUCUGGAAGACGGGAUGACGUAUAUCACGGAUACCUCUUAACAGCUGCGGCUGUCGCUGUCGAUCCACCUACUUCAACGACCGUGGGGCCAUCUACCUCUGGGAGACUAGGGCUGAAAGUUUGGGGGCUAUUGGUAGAAGGCGGGAGUGUGAGAGGAUUGGGUAAACAGAUGGGUAUGAGGAGGAGGAAUAAGGAGGGUAUGGUCGGCUAUGGAGAAAGCGAUCCUUUGGAUAAGCCAGAUAUACGACACCUCAUCUUACGAACGAUUCUUCCCCUCUUAUCGACUUCUACCUUCCAAGCUCAUGCUAGAUCGAUUCUUCCACCUCUGUACUCUGGUCUGGCUGCGGACCCGCCGAUCACUAUCUACAGAGUCCUCACCGCAUUGUGGAACGCUAUAUCUGGGCCAUCGAUUGGGUUGAACCGUCGAACGUCUUUGGUGCUGUUCCAUGAAAAGUCACUAGAGCAUCUUUGGCAACUCCUCUCAAGACAAGAUGUCGAAUCAAGUACAGGUAAAACAGUUUCCGAGAUAGUGGAAGCUUUCUUGGAAGGAAUCACAACAGUUCCUGGACAAGGUAUCUGCUUCGCGGAUGAAGGAUGGUAUCCUCGUCGGACGGCCGACGGGAACGCAGGUGCCACUGUGGGCAAUAACGACACAGCAGUAAACGGAACAAACGAUGAUCGGAGCGAUAGCUGGAAGAGAGGAUUGCACAAUCGGAUCCUCGGGAAUGUCGUAAGAAAGGUUGGGAACAAGGCUGUGGACGAUGAUGGUGUAGUUGGGAAUUGGAUGACCAAGGUCUUCGAGGCCUGUCCAGAGCUCAUAGCUGGAUAUUGGGCACACUCAGCUCUGGCGGUAGAUCCUCGUCUUAACGCCAGAUGGGUAGGCACCAUGGCUUAUAUUGGACGUAUCAUCUCCCUCCCUACACCCGCUUUAAACACUUUCCGACAACCUGUAUCAGCCGGUGCCGAUCCUUCAACAGCCCCUUUCAGAUCUCAACCACCUGCUACUUCAGUCAUCAUCGAAUCUAUCCUUCCCGCACCCCUCACCAAGAAUCAUAUCAUGAAAGGUUUGCAACAUACCGAUGGUCUGGUACAACAUGUCACAGCAGUUACUCUUGCGCGAGGACUACAAAAGCUUUCAGUCGUUCAAGCACUCUUUUCGCAAAUCGGAAAGAUGAUCGAAGACGAGCCUUCAUCUUCGGAAGAAAACGCUUGGAGACGUGGCCGUCGAGAGCUCGAGAUGGAAGCUAGGAAGAGGAUACCGGAGCUCAGCGUCAUUAUCGCAUUCGCACAAAGGGCAGCUACCAUGGCUCCAUCCGAACCCGAGACAGAGGCUGAACUUGCUCUCGCGUCAAAAUCAGCUAUGUUGACUGAGAUAGCACUUCGUAUAUUUGGUUUGUGCAAUAAGACCAUGCCCUCUAUGGCUUCCGAGGUGAAAUUCGAUGUCGGAAGGUUACUCGUGUCAGCUUCGAGUGCUAGUGCGGAGAGAAGAGCUAGAAGGGAAGCCAGAGAAGGAAGUGUGAUUAGUGACUCUGGGAGUGUGGCGAGUGUGGGAACCAUGGGUACGGCAGGCAUGGGAGGGGGUUUUGGUCAAGCGAGAGGAGACGUAGAAGGGUUCGAAGCUCUCAGUCAAUUGCACGUGCUGCAAUUGCUGGGCGAAGUCAGAGAUUGGAAUUGGAUGAACAAAGCUGCGGGAUCUCAGUAUACGUAUCUCUACCAUAUCUUGCUGUUGUACCUUUCCACCCGUCAAUCUGUCACUCAGCUCAAAACUGUCUCACUACUCCAUCAUCUUCUGAUACCAACGUUACUUUACGAGCACGAUCCUUCCGAGCUAUCCAUCUGGCUCGACGCUUUGCCCCGCGCUUCAGACUCGGCGUCAGGACCGAUGCUUUUAGCUCAACAGAUACACCUUCUCUCUUUCCUCGAUGACUGUUUCAGGAGAGCCACUAAGACACCUUAUCGAUACAUCGAAGACGCUUUUGCAGUCGUACCGGAUCAUUUCCAAUAUUCGAGGCCUACCGAAAUGAUUAGUCCAGUGUUGAUGACCAUUGUGGAGCAAUUGAACGCCAAAAUCAUGGGUCAACUGAUCAGUACGGAAGCUGCUGGAGUCGUUCUGGUGUAUAUAGGGCGGAUCAUCUUGGGACUGGUAGGGAAGCAGAAAGAUCUGAAAUUCCUACUUGCUAUCGUUGGGAAGUUUGACGAUCUGUUGGAAAAGGCGAAGGAAGCUGGUCAAGCUAGAGUUGGUCUUCCAGAUGUUGUUCAAGGUAUGAAGGAUGAUUUGGCGCUUGUACAGGGCGCGAAACGGAGCAAAAAGUCAAAAGAUCAAGAUCCUGGAGCUCACCGCCUGCGAGAUGAAGAAGACUGGUCAGCUCGAUCGUUCGAGCAGACUUGCCUCAUCCUGACAGUCGAUCAUUGGGGAGAAGUCGAUACCCUUACUUCACUUGCAUCCACCUUUAUCAAAUCCGCCGACGAUGCUACCAUCAUCAGGAGAGCAUCUUUCCUCUUACAACUCCUUCCAUCGAAGAAAGGGAUACUAUCAUCGUUAGAAGCUAAAUCUGCUGCUCUACAUUUACUUGAUCAAUGCCUGGCAUCACUUGCAAAUCCCCCAUCUCUAGCUCUACUAAAAGCUUCCAUAUUCGAGAACGACUUCAUCAAGAAGCUGUUCUUGAGUAAGAAAGGUGAUGAUUGUAGACCCCCGCUCAACUCCCUUGUUGCUCAUCUCCAGACCUCCAUAAGCAUUGAUGCAGGUCUUGGGGAAGUAUUCGUACUUGAGCUUGUCGGUGCUCUAAAAUCCGACAAAAAGGGCUCGAACAUGGAGCACACUCUUGCACUUCUGCAACCAUGGAUUCCGUUCCUUGGCGCCGAGCCAGCUAUAAAAGCCCUCAAAUCGAUCAUCAAGCGAUCUGAGACUGUCAUACCCCUCCUAAAGACAACCAUCGCCCCCACUAUCGCAUCAAUCGUGGUCGCUACUAAGGAUCCGUCCUACGCGGUCGAUCACAUCAAGGAACUGGUCAAGUUGAAGUCGAUCUCUCCUGUCGUUCAACUUAUACGAGAAGCGGCAAUGGACCGGGAAAAGCGGAAAUCUUUGAAUGCGUUGUCGAUAAAGAAGGGUAUAGUCCGCGAUUUACUUGCAAUCAAAGAAGACUCCGCCUUCGAACUUGUCACUGUUCUGGCUCAAAAUUCGAAAACCGCGGCGAUCACGAUUCUUGCGGUCCUAUCCAAAGAAUCGACGCAACUAGAGGAUGAAAGGGUCCUUCCGAUAGUGGAUAUCUUACUUGACGCCCCGUCUGACACUUCCGACAGGAAACUUGAUGUUGUCUCGCUUGCCAUCAAGGUGCUGGUUUCCUCCAAAGUGUCAUCGACCCAGUCAGAGUCUGCUAUUCGCAUUGUAACUCGACUGUCCCAACAAAAGCAUGAAGAUGUAUCGCAGGAAAUUAGAAAGCUAAAGUUGACAGAUUAUGGCCUGCCGCUAGCUAGACUGACCGAGACAUUGGCUGAGCAUGGUAGUCAAGUGUUUGAUUCCCCCAUCAAGCACUUGUUAGACUUGGGGUUGCAAUAUGCCGUUAGAGUGUGCUCCAAAGUGGGUGAACUAGAUACAGACGAACAAGCUGUACUGUCACGUUUAGACAACGCCAUUACAACUACGGAGGACAUACCACCGGAGGUGCAACUGUCAGAGCCAGUCAUCACAGCUAUCAUCCAAGAUCGACUUGACAAUGAGGAGGCUAUCAGACUUGCCGUAACCCUCGCUAGACGAAUCGAUAUGAAGGCAUCCUUCAUCCGUCAACAACUUCAAGCGCUUCUUGCUAGCUCAGCAUAUAAUCGUUGCGCCGACUCAUCUUGUCCCGCUUCCAAUCGCCUCAACUACAUUCGACUGUUUCAUUCCCUUUUUGCAGCCUCUACCUAUGUCUCCUGUCAACCCAAUUUCAUCGAGCCUCUCGUCCCACUCUACAGAGGUACCUUGUCCAAAUCUGAUCGAUUGAUACUGAAUAUGUUCCAGCUAUUCGAAGGAUAUAGGAAAUUGUCUGUAUCGAGUGUACUAAGAUUUUGGUCGGCUAGUGGGAUCAUUGGAUCAGGCAAUAGAUCUUUCGACGCUCUGACUUCAUUGGAUCCUCAGAAGGUUUUCGCUACUUGUCAAGCUUAUCCUCUUCGAAGACCACUGAGAGGUUAUGGUAAAGCAAAUCGUCAACCAGAAGGCGGAGAAGGAAUGUAUGACCCAGUUUUCGUCAUGAACCUUUUGACAAGUACGAUGUCUGAAGGGACAGUGACUGGUCUCGAUUGGGUAGAAAUACUCAGAAGUAAUAUUUUGGGCCUGACCAUUUGUGGAUUGUCAUCAAGGGAUAAAGAGAUUAGAGCGGUGGCGGGUUAUGUAUUGGCAAAGGCGUACCAUUUGAUGAACAAAAAACCAUUCUACGAGCGGAAUCAACUUCUUUACACUCUUCGUCUACUUCGACAUUCCAUUGAAACACCUUCCGCCCGGUUACCAACACUCACAACACUUUUCUUCGCCCAUGCUCUGAGAUCACUCGCGAACCCAUCACAUUUCUUGUACCCUCUAUCGUCGAGAUUCUUGCUUCAGCGACAUGUAUUCGAUCCUACCGAUACGCCGAUGCUUUACUCCAUGUUAUAUGCUUCUGGAGAUGGGUGGAAGAGAGAAAGAGGAUGGAUCAUUAGGUUCUUGAAAGAUGGAGUAAGAAGUGAAGCUGACUGGCGAGUCAUCAGAAGAAGGAAAGUAUGGUCCCUUCUGGCUACGAUGUUUAGCUCUUCCUUGGAUCCUGCUUUCCGUCGUACUGUCCUUCAGGCAAUGGAAAGUAUGGUGACUAUCCCCGCGGCUGCUCGAUCGCUUGUCCUGCGUGAUGGGCUCAUCGUCUGGCUUUCGAUGCAAUGGACCAACAUCACUCGACGACAAAUAGAGUCUAGCUUGAAGGGUACGAAGGCCCAGACAUGGGAGAAGGACGAGAAAGCUAUGAUACUGAACCUAGUCGAGAAGGUCUGUGUCAAUAUGAUACCUACUGAAAUCGAAAGAGUGAAAGAAGGUAAAGAGAUUGGCAACUGGGUUGGACACGUUGAGAUCUUCUUCAAAACGGUCCUUGAUGCUGAUGUAGAUGCGGAACGACUGGCAGUUCUUUCACGGAUCUUAUAUCGAUUAUCCACCAUCCCUCGACUCAAGCUUACGCCUGCCAUCAUACCUUUACUUGUGGACCAGCUGAAGAAAUUAGGCAGUUCUUCUGUGGCACCAAAAGCAGAUAUAACCGCUUGCUUAUUCCAUAUCGGACUGAACAUCGAUCCGGAAAGUUUGAGGUAUGAUGUUAAAGUGAAAGAAGCAAUCGAAGAGGUUGGGUGGAAGGUCGAGAGAGGCGAUGCCGGCGGAGAAUUGGCUGAAUGGGUAAGAAAAGAAAGGAGGUUGUCAGAGUGGGAGAAAUGA
Messenger RNA from Kwoniella botswanensis, 5874 nucleotides. RefSeq lists its product as uncharacterized. Gene Ontology annotation, cellular component: nucleolus. The record is from RefSeq and is a predicted model, not a curated record. Gene Ontology annotation, biological process: maturation of LSU-rRNA from tricistronic rRNA transcript (SSU-rRNA, 5.8S rRNA, LSU-rRNA); maturation of 5.8S rRNA from tricistronic rRNA transcript (SSU-rRNA, 5.8S rRNA, LSU-rRNA). Bases 1 to 5874 code for a protein of 1957 amino acids. The transcript has 16 exons. NCBI's taxonomy places the organism in Eukaryota, Fungi, Basidiomycota, Tremellomycetes, Tremellales, Cryptococcaceae.